AUGUCUUUCAACCGUUGCAGCCGCCAGGUAUCGAAGCUGUUGGUGACGAACGGAAGCUCAUUCAGAGCUACGACCCCGACGCUAUGUCGUUCUCACAGAGCUGCGAGCAUCCACCCCUCGCAAGCGGUCUCGCAGAAACGCAAUGUAUCUGAUGCUAAUCAAGAUAGCCAACAAAAGUUGCUCUCCACACACCUCGAAGAAGCCGAUCCGACGAUAUUUGCCAUUUUACAGAGAGAAAAACGAAGACAGAAACAUUUCAUCAACUUGAUUCCAUCUGAAAACUUCACCUCCCAAGCCGUUCUCGAUGCACUCGGCAGUGUGAUGCAAAACAAAUAUUCCGAAGGAUACCCCGGAGCUAGAUAUUACGGCGGCAACGAGUUUAUCGACGAGGCCGAAUCUCUAUGUCAGAAACGUGCUUUGGAGACUUUUAGGUUAGAUCCUGAAGAAUGGGGUGUAAAUGUGCAAGCUCUCUCGGGAUCACCCGCAAACUUGUACGCCUACUCAGCUCUACUCAACACUCAUGACCGUCUCAUGGGCCUCGACCUGCCUCACGGUGGACAUUUGUCUCAUGGCUACCAGAUACCCAACAAGAAAAUCUCGUUUAUCUCCAAAUAUUUUGAAACCCUUCCUUAUCGUCUUGACGAGUCCACCGGUCUGAUCAACUACGACCAAUUGGAAGAAUUGGCCAAUAUAUACCGCCCCAAACUGAUCGUUGCAGGAACAUCUGCUUACAGCAGGCUGAUCGACUAUGCUCGAAUGCGCAAAAUUACCGAGUCGAUUGGUGCAUACCUACUAAGUGAUAUGGCUCAUAUAUCGGGCCUUGUUGCUGCCGAUGUCAUCCCCUCUCCCUUCCAAUACUCGGAUGUAGUCACGACGACAACACACAAGUCACUGCGCGGUCCUCGUGGUGCUAUGAUCUUCUACCGAAAGGGCGUUCGCCGCACUGAUAAGAAGGGUAACAAGGAAUUGUACGAUCUUGAGGGUCCUAUCAACGCCUCAGUCUUUCCUGGACAUCAGGGUGGUCCCCACAACCACACCAUCACUGCUCUUGCGGUUGCUCUAGGACAAGCUCAGACCAAGGAAUUCCGCGACUAUCAACUCACUGUACUUGAAAACGCCAAAGCUCUGUCUGACCGACUGGGCAACUCAGUCAAUGAAGGUGGAUUGGGAUACAAUAUUGUCUCUGGUGGCACAGACAACCAUUUGGUACUUGUCGAUCUCAAGAACCGUGGCGUAGACGGAGCACGCGUCGAGCGAGUCCUCGAACUCUGCGGUGUUGCCGCAAACAAGAAUACCGUCCCAGGCGACAAAUCCGCACUCAAACCCGGUGGUCUCCGUCUCGGAACUCCCGCCAUGACAUCCCGCGGUUUCCAGCCUGAAGAUUUCCGACGAGUUGGCGAUAUCGUUGACCGUGCAGUCACAAUCACACAAAAACUCGAUAAAGCGGCCAAGGAAAGUGCGGAAGUUAAGGGACGCAAGAAUCCUGGAAGCCUGAAGGCGUUUACAGAAUAUAUUGGCAGUGGAGAAGAUAUUUCCGAGAUUGUACAGUUGCGACAAGAAGUUGAGGACUGGGUGGGCACAUUCAGCGUUCCAUGGAAGAAUGAAUAG
Messenger RNA from Talaromyces stipitatus ATCC 10500, 1608 nucleotides. Its product is annotated as cytosolic hydroxymethyltransferase, putative. NCBI's taxonomy places the organism in Eukaryota, Fungi, Ascomycota, Eurotiomycetes, Eurotiales, Trichocomaceae. Gene Ontology annotation, cellular component: cytoplasm. The record is from RefSeq and is a predicted model, not a curated record. Gene Ontology annotation, molecular function: glycine hydroxymethyltransferase activity; pyridoxal phosphate binding; serine binding. The transcript is spliced from 5 exons. Gene Ontology annotation, biological process: L-serine catabolic process; folic acid metabolic process; tetrahydrofolate interconversion. The coding region runs from base 1 to 1608 and encodes 535 amino acids.